CACCCCCUCCCUUGUGUACUCGGGAGCCUGUUCCCUGGGCGACAGUCAACACAGACAGGACUGCAAAACACAGUUGGGUCCCAGCCUGGAGAGUUCUGUCCCCUGCAGCCACUCUGAGCUCGGGAUCCGGUGGGGGGACCUUGUGCAGGCUUUCCUGGGUUAAGAAAAGAAUCUCUGUCUCUUUUCUCUCUUUUUCUCCUCACCCGCUUUCCCCAGUCCCCUAUGGGCAGCCAACACACUGGGCUCCAAAGAACCACAUCAUCCGGGUACCGACCGCCCCCUACCCAGCCUCUUGCCUCAGUUUCCGGGGCCCAGGAUGGCCCUGCAGCAAGCAGGGGUCUUGCUGGUGGCUGCCAGGGUACCGGAGCUCAGGGUGUACAGCAGGACCAGCUGUGGAGGGAGCUUGUAGAAGCCGAAGUUCGAGGCCAGCAGCGUUGGGCUGAGAAUUGGGGUUUUCUGAAAGACUACGACCCUUUGGGAAAUAAGAAGGAGCCUGAGAAGCUCCCUGAAGACGUGCCCUUCUUCUCAGACACACUCCCCAGCUCCACGAGCCGGGAGGUGGGCAGUAGGGUGGACACAGCCCUGGGGAGGGCCCUCACCCACAUGGAUUUCUUCUUCACGGAAGGUACGCGGAAGAAGAAGCUGGAGGAUGAGCUGCAGCCAGUGUAGGGAUCUUAGGAUGGACCCCAGCAGGUAGGCGUGGAAUGGACAGAGUCCAGGAGGCCCUCAGAGUGUGGGUGCUCUUGGGUCAGUCUCAUAUGUGGCAGGAGGAGGAUUCCAGAAACACCCCUAGGACCACAGAACCUUACUCAGCCCUUCCUGCUCAGGACCCCAGAGUUAAAGUGGGAACUCAGUGUUAAAGGUGGGAGCGUGUUUAAUGGGUUCGGUCUGACUUUAUAACUAUGAGGUUGCUCACAGUUUCUGCCUCUGUCUGUCUGUCUGUCUGUCUGUGGGUGCUGGGGCACCUCAACCUGACUUCACGCACUGGGAGGAGGCAGGGCGAGCUGGUAGCACACUCCCAGCUGACCCGAAGGCUGCUGUUGGCGCCGCCGAUUUGUAGGUGGAGGCCGCUUGUUCAUUCCCAGCUGCCCAGACUACAAAAUAAUCACAAAGAAACUAUAUUAAUUAAAUCACUGCUUGGCCAAUCACUUAAGCGUAUUUCUGGCUAACUCUAUCCUAAACUAACCCAUCUCCAUUCAUCUGUGCAUCACCAUGACGUCGUGGCCUACCGGCAAAGUUCCAGCACGUCUGUCUCUGGUGGAGGCUACAUGACUUCCCCCUGACUCUGCCUUCUUUCCUCCUCUAUCUGCCUGGAGUUCCUGCCUUGCUCUAUUCUGCUAAGCCACUGGCCAGAUAUAUUCAUUAACCAAUAAAAGCAACACAUAUACAGAAGGACUUCCCACACCAGGCUGCAGCCUUCCUUCUGGGAGUCUAAGGUUAAAGUGAGUUGUCCUGACCAAUCCAAGAUCACAGGAGCGAUGGCGCUCAGCAGCUAAAAGCACUUGCAGAGACCUAGGUUCAAUCCCCAGCACCUGCCUCGUGGCUAACAGUUAUCUGUAACUCUAGCCCCAAGGAAUCCAAUGCCCUCUCUGGCCUAUAAGGGCACUUGAAUGCACAGACAAUUAUACAGACACAUACACAUAAACCUAAAAACAAAACAAACAAAAGUCAAGGCUCACUUCAGCUGCAGGUGGCUUCCCUCAAGCACACUAGAGAAUCUCAUAAAGACUUCUCAAAUCUGUCUCCUGGGGCAUGGGACCCGGAGCCCAGAACUGGUUCCCAAGCCUACAAGCACAGCCAUUUACAGAUGGUGCAAAGUUUAAGCCCAAAUCACCUUCUUCACAUGUAUUUUUGUCACUAGCCAAGAAGUCUAGAAGCCAAGGCAAGCAUCUGGGGCAGACUGGUCAGUUCCCUGCGAUGUCUGACUCAUGGCAGCGAUACCAAUCCUGGCCUCCAUCUCCACAGUUAGAGGAUGGCAGGAGAGGGGAGGAGACAGAUCUCAAGGAUAUCACAGGGCUGGUCUUCUCUAGAGCACGUUGGUCAGAAGGAAAAUACAGUACAGCUCACAGCCUCCUUCCCAUGCGUAGACCUUGGCUAGAACAUUAUACUGGAGAUCUUGUCUACAUGUCUCUCAGUUGUUUGGACCAACAGGCUCCUGGGGUACAAGCUUCUCUCUGCUCAUCUCCAGAGUGCCAAGAGAGCUGGAAGGAGAGGAUGCUAUACUGUGUCUGCGUGACUCUGCAGGUCGCAGCCAGCCCCCCACAUAUACUCUCCACCCCACGUAAUCACGUCUUCAGGCUCUUCAGGAAGCUGUCUGCUAUGAGUUUCACUGUCUCACUCAUGGGCUAAGGAAUGGAGAUGGGUCCGGCCACCAGUGCCUUCUGUCUUUGGGACCAGAACAAAGAAGGCUGGAUGAGCCAGGCAGCCAGGCUCCAGGCCUAGGCAUGGGGAAGUAGCACCAAAGCUCCACAGCCUCACUGUAAUCCCUAGGGAGCUUUAUCUAGACAGUGGACCAGGGCAGCUCAGAGCCCACAGGCUGGGCAGCACCAGGGGUCCAGAAGGGUCAAGUCCAGAGAACUAAGAAGGCCCACAGCAGGGCAGGAAGGAGCCCCCUUCACUCUAGACCACUGCUUCUUUGAGCAUCUCUGCCUCCCUCUGCCCUGUGGUAGACGCUACCCCUACUUCCAGUGAUAAAGAAUGCCCGCCUGCCAUGGAGACACAGAGUGACCCCUAGGCAUCUUCCUGUACUAGACAUGAUGAGGUAGUGUAAAAAGACACAUGGGUUAUUCUGGGGGUGCCUAGCCACCAAGUUUAGAACAAUGUCGAUGUCAACACGAAGGAAAAGUAGAGGGCCAACCUGGCUACACCCCUGACUCAUGUGCACACACAAACACACAUACACAUGAUUAAAAAUAAUUACAUUUUUUUCAAAUACUGAACUCUAGAGAAUUACAGAAUAAAGAACAGAAAUAUCGUCAUUUUAGGCCUAACACUCAUAACUACUUUAGGUAUGAAUUAAUAAAGGCCACAGAAACCUUAGGUUAGAGAUUCACAGGGAGCCCCAUCAGGAGAAGGGCAGCUGACAUGAUGUACCUCUGGAGCUACCCAAGGAGCUCUCCCUGGAGACAGAGUACGUGUGACCUGAGAGCUACCAGGAAAGGACAGAGCCCAUGCUUGCCUCUUUGUGAAAGACAAAGGGAGCUGAGCAGUGGCCCAGGUGAGAGGCAGCCCAGGCCAGAGACUCUAGAGAGCGCCUUGGGGAAUAAAUGCCGGAGGACAGGCAUAGCGGAGAACAGGUCGGUCACGCUGCGCUGGUAUAGAUCCCAGCUUCUGAAACUGAGCUGGAGCCAGAUAACUGCAUGUGGGGUCUGCAAAAAUAUGGUCGCAGUAAGUGUGCUGGACAUGCAAUGACCAAAAUUAAUUCAAAGACAAACAUGUAAUGUACUCCCGAUGUUUCUGGCUGUGCUAGCCAGUUUUAUUUUGUGACUUCACCAUGGCUGUGCCUCUGAAUAUACAGUGUGUGUGAUUUGUAGUUAGCAGGCUGUCACACCACACAACCUCAAGAGAUGCUGCCAGAGCAGUCCACACAGGCACAUGUAUAUGCCUUGGCACCCACACAUACACGAACACACACAUGCACACACAUAUGCACACACAUGUACACACACACUUGUACACACACACCACAUACACACCCAUGUGUACAUACAUGCACAUGCAUACACAUGUACACACACACGCACACACAUGCAUACAUACGCACAUGCACAAUACACACAUGCAUAUACAUGCACACCCAUAUGCAUGCACAUACACACAUGCACACACCACACACACGCACACCCAUGUGUACACCCAUGCACACCCAUGCACACACAGGCACAUGUACAUGCCUUGGCAUCCACACACAUGCACACACACAUGUACACACGUACACACCACAAAUACACAUGCACACCCAUGUGUACACACAUGCACAUGCAUACACAUGUACACACACAUGCACACACACAAUUGCUGCUCUACUUGACUCAAGUUUCAUUUUUAAAAAAGGUGUUUGGCUUGUGAUUAAUUUGCAACAAUUUCUAAAAUGGCCUUAAACAUCCAGUGCCAUUUUGUGUUAGCUAUUCAUGUAAAGGGGCAUUCUCAGUAUCAGAAGUUAUAAAAUCAAAAUAUCUAAGGGCUGGAGAGAUGGCUCAGGGGCUAUGAGUACCAUUGCUCUUCCAGGGGACCAAGGUUUCGCCUCUGGCACUCCCAUGGCAGCUCAUGAUUGUAACUCCAGUUCCAAGGCAUCCAAGGUACUCUUUGGGCCUCCAUGGGCAUCGGGCAUGUAUGUGGUACACAGACAUAUAUGCAGGCAAAAGACACACAUAAAAUAGAAAUUUUUAAAACUUUAAAAAUAAAAUAUCAGUCAACUGAAAAAAUUUGAAAAUGUUCUAUUUUCUGUUCUAUCAAAUAUUGAACCAAAAUUUAAUUCUAUAUGUAAAAAUAAACACAACCACCUCAGUAUGCAAAUUAACUUUAAUCUUUAAUAAAUUGUAAAACUGUGUAAACCAAAGAAUUAUUUUGAAAAAAAAUUUUUUUGAUUUGUUAUUAGCUGGUGUUUGACUUAUUCAGUUUUUUUUUUUUUUUUAAGUUCAAGGAUGUUUUUUGUUAGAGUUUGAGAAAAGCAAAGGGCAGGCUAACUGUAAAUCUUGGGGAAAAGGAACCAUGUCCUUUAUUUAGCAAGUAGCCACCUGGCAGCCAAGCAGCCAGUGUGAAGCAAGAAGUGGGGGGAGGGGAGUGUCUGGGGAAGGGAGGGAAUCCAAGUGUCUGGGAAAGCAUGCUUCAGAAAGAGACGGAGAAAGAAAAGGCGAAAGGAAAGUUAUCCAGGCUGGUUCUGCAAGCUGCUGCCUGCUCACAGCACCUACAUCCUCCUCCAGUGGUCACAGGGACCUGUUUCUGGUGAGAGGGGCUGUGAGUGGGAGGAGCUUAAGAAGCUCUGAGUAGUUUUCAGGGUCCAGGACAACCCUCUACUUCACCUGAUGUCUACAGCACACUGGCCAGUAGCUUAUGUGUAGUAAUACAUACUGGUGGGCAAGCCACGUGCAGAGCCUAGAUGACAUCCCUACAGGUUCAGGCAGUUGUUUACCUGUACAGGAUUUGGAGUCCUUUUGUCUUAGCAUUUACCCUCAAAAUGGAACAAACUGCUACAUUGUAAAAUGGAGUUACUCAGGGCAAGGCUGAGCUAGGAGGCUGUUGGCUUUACACAAGGAAGAAAGUAACUCGGAGCAGAGCUGACUGUAUCAUAUCUCCAUUCUCGACUACUUUUCUUAGGUACAGAAUUGCCAACUCAAGAGAGACAUAGCCAAAGCAUGGAAACACACACACACACACACACACACACACACACACACACACACACCCCAAAGAUCUUUCUCGUGGGAGGGAAGCGAUAGAGCCUUUUGACUUCUUCCAAGGGAAGGGUGAGGACUUUGGUGAGGACUGGAGGCAAGGUGGAAGGUGUGUGCUGGUGCAUGGUUUACAGCCCAGAAUUACUGCAGACUAGCUGUGCGUCUGUGUGUGUGUGUGUGUGUGUGUGUGCAGACUCAUAACCCAGAGAUCUCCA
Alexandromys fortis (reed vole) is the source of this 5608-nucleotide messenger RNA. It is a transcript of the gene Cimip5, whose product is annotated as ciliary microtubule inner protein 5. Lineage: Eukaryota; Metazoa; Chordata; Mammalia; Rodentia; Cricetidae. The transcript is spliced from 3 exons. The record is from RefSeq and is a predicted model, not a curated record. Bases 223 to 669 code for a protein of 148 amino acids.